UCAUCAACAAUUAACUAUAUUAACUGAACUCCUGCACCUUGUUCAACUUACUGUUUCUGAUCUUUGGAUUUUUAUUUUGUUGCUCUGUUGUUCUUAUGUUUUUCUUCUGAAAUCUUCAGUACCAACUUCUUGCAUGGCCAAUAUUCUAGGCCCUUCUUUAAGCAUAGUCACGGCCUAUGCAUCAAGAAAUGAGCCACUUUUUUUCUCUAAAUUCACUGCAGUAGGAGAAAACUCUCAUUCACCACUAUGGUUUUCUUGCACUCGCCCUAGAAAAUCUGCAAGAAACCAUUUUCAGCUCAAAUCCUCAAAUGGGCUUCCACUGAAUGCUGUUUCUUCAAAUGAUGGUUUAGCUGGAACUUCAUUGGCUAAGGAAGAUAGCAAGCUCCAACCACUUGAUGGAGUAUUUCCAUUGUCAGACUCAGAAUGUGCAGGAUCCAAUCUUAGUAUAACUGUUGUUGGAGCUUCUGGAGACCUUGCCAAAAAGAAGAUUUUUCCAGCACUGUUUGCACUCUUUUAUGAAGAUUGGCUACCUGAGAAUUUUAUUGUUUUUGGAUUUGCUCGGACUAAAAUGACCAAUGAAGAACUAAGGAACAUGAUUAGCAAAACCUUAACAUGCAGAAUUGACAAAAGGGAAAAUUGCGAAGAUAAAAUGGAUCAGUUCUUAAAAAGAUGUUUUUACCAUUCUGGUCAAUAUAGUUCUGAGGAGCACUUUUCAGAAUUGGAUAUCAAGCUCAAAGAGAAAGAGGGUGGAAAAUUAUCAAACAGAUUGUUUUAUUUGUCAAUACCUCCAAACAUAUUUGUGGAUGUGGUGAGAUGCGCUAGCCAAAAGGCUUCUUCCAAAGAUGGAUGGACAAGGGUUAUUGUUGAAAAGCCAUUUGGUCGUGACUCUGAAUCAUCUAGUGAGCUAACAAAAUGCUUGAAGCAGUACCUCACUGAAGACCAAAUAUUCAGGAUUGACCAUUACUUGGGCAAGGAGCUUGUGGAGAAUCUAUCAGUGCUUCGCUUUUCAAAUCUUGUUUUUGAGCCUCUAUGGUCCCGGAAUUACAUUCGCAAUGUGCAGAUAAUAUUUUCUGAAGAUUUUGGAACUGAAGGAAGAGGAGGCUAUUUUGAUCACUAUGGAAUCAUUCGUGAUAUAAUGCAAAAUCAUCUUCUGCAAAUACUAGCUUUGUUUGCAAUGGAAACACCAGUCAGCUUAGCUGCUGAGGACAUCAGAAAUGAAAAGGUGAAGGUUCUGAGAUCAAUGAGACCACUGCAGCUUGAAAAUGUUGUUGUUGGUCAAUACAAGGGCCACAACAAGGGUGGAAAAUCAUAUCCUGCUUAUACGGAUGAUCCAACUGUUCCAAAGGGUAGUCUUACUCCAACGUUUGCAGCAGCAGCUCUUUUUAUAGACAAUGCCAGAUGGGAUGGGGUUCCUUUUCUCAUGAAAGCUGGCAAGGCUCUCCAUACUAAGCGUGCAGAAAUCAGAGUACAAUUCAGACAUGUCCCAGGUAACUUGUACAAGAGGAAUUUUGGAACUGAUCUAGACAAGGCUACAAAUGAGCUUGUGCUUCGUGUACAGCCUGAUGAAGCUAUAUAUUUGAAAAUCAACAAUAAAGUACCAGGUCUGGGAAUGAGAUUAGACAGAAGUGACCUGAAUUUGCUUUUCCGAGCAAGGUAUCCAAGUGAAAUACCAGAUGCAUAUGAGAGGUUACUCCUAGAUGCCAUUGAAGGAGAGCGAAGGCUGUUCAUUAGAAGUGAUGAGCUUGAUGCAGCUUGGGCUCUGUUCACUCCUUUGCUUAAAGAACUUGAAAACAAGAAGAUUGCUCCAGAGCUCUACCCCUAUGGUAGUAGAGGACCGGUUGGAGCACAUUACCUUGCUGCAAGGCACAAUGUUAGAUGGGGAGAUCUUGGUAAUGAAGACUAAUAAAUGGCAGAGCUCUCCUAUGAUCAACAACAUUCAUUAUUAGUUUCUUUCUCAUCACAUUAUCGGACAGCUACACGCUUGUCUCACUGAUGAACUUGUAUAGUUACAUCAAGUUCAUACAAAAACCAAAUUCCCCUAAUGUAGUCUAGGGAAAGACUCGGGUGUCAAAUCCAAAGAGAUGGGAUGAAAUUUUAAAUGAAUUGUUUGUAUA
Molecule: messenger RNA, 2114 nt
Organism: Vigna unguiculata (cowpea)
Lineage: Eukaryota; Viridiplantae; Streptophyta; Magnoliopsida; Fabales; Fabaceae
Product: glucose-6-phosphate 1-dehydrogenase, chloroplastic-like
Biological process (GO): pentose-phosphate shunt, oxidative branch; glucose metabolic process
Cellular component (GO): chloroplast stroma
Molecular function (GO): glucose-6-phosphate dehydrogenase activity; NADP binding
Source: RefSeq, a predicted model, not a curated record